UUUUUUACACAAUGUUAUAUUUAUCAAGUUUAAAUAUUUAACAUCCUGCUAUAUGUGAUUGAUUUAACUACUAUCUUUAUUUAUCCCCCUAAGUUUCUCUUGAUCUCCGACCCCUAUUAAAAGUACGUUGAACUACAGUCGCCUUAAGGUAUGAUAUAAUGCUAGUUCUUGGCCGUAUAAGUUAUAACAGCAUCAUAAAGGCUCUAAGAGUCUUAUUAUCUAAUAAGCAUACGGCUUUCCACGAAGACGGAAAAGCUGAGGCCACAUCGAGUAUCACAUUGAGUAGUACCACAACCAGAAUAAGCAAUUACGAUUCAGUCACUUGUCAGUCAGUGUAAGUACACAGGUGGUGAGAAAAUCAUUCAAGAACAAAGUGAAAAAAGCCCUCCUUAUCUUUCGAGUAGUCACCGUUGAAACUAUGCCUUUGUCCCUAACACCCCAAAUACUGACUAGCUGGUCCUCGAGGUUUGAAGAACAAAGGGUCCAAUUGAUCUCCGUUUUACUCAAGUAGCACACCAAACGGAAAUUAUCGUGUUGAUAUUCAAUAAAGUGAACCGGAUCUCUGCCUUCUCGUGCCUAAACUACCAAGCACCUUAAGCUAUCACAAACUACGAUUUCGAGAGAAACUAAGCCGAAAGAUAGAAAAAUACCAAUGGACAACCUAAAUGACCUCCUAGAUGAGCAUAUCUCGAGAGAGAAGCGGAGGUUUGUCGCAUUUGGCAUCGGCACAUCUUACUUCAAUAAUAGUCUCGCGGUGCGCGAUGCUGCGCAGGACUGGACUAUCGUGUCGAUAUACAUAGAUGGGGUCAUAGGCAAGAGCAGGGCUAUCGAAGUACUCAGGCAAUUAGAAGACGAUAUCGACAGAUGGCUCUCGCCAAGCCAAAAGCCAGAGAGAUUGGCGUUCUACCUGGAGGAUAACUCUAACCGCGCAUAUUCGGCGAAGUCUUACAGGAUCCGGGGGAGAUUGUCUCCCGGGGACCUCAGUCGGAUGGGAGUGGUGUCGACGGCGGAAGAUGGAGAUAAGACGCCCCCAGCAACGCCACGAUCGGAGGUGGAAGAUACGGCGAGGAAGGACGUUGAAGAGAUCGAAUUGUAGGUGAGAACGGAAUCACAGAGUUAUAAUCGUUUUCUUCGCACGGGGGCUUGCGACAUUGCACUACUCCGUAACAAGCAACUGUGAUGUUAUCAUCGAUUUCCUGUUCUAGAUAAUAAGGC
Molecule: messenger RNA, 1215 nt
Organism: Annulohypoxylon truncatum
Lineage: Eukaryota; Fungi; Ascomycota; Sordariomycetes; Xylariales; Hypoxylaceae
Exons: 1
Coding region: 653-1096 (147 amino acids)
Source: RefSeq, a predicted model, not a curated record